AUGGUAGCCAGGACAGUGCGUGAUGUGGCAGUUCCACUCAUAGCAAAUGUCACUUCUAGCAUCCAAAAACCUCCAGCUGGAGGAAGGUUCGAACUAAAACAGAACAUGGUACAAUUAUUUCAUUCUAAUAGUCAGUUUACAGGUUUACCACAUGAAGAUCACCAAGUCCACAUUCAGAACUUCUUGGAGAUUAGCGACAUAUAUACGCCUAUUGAGGUCUCUCCUGACUAUGUGAGGAAACCUGGAAUGGAAUGGAGGAAAUGCCCGUCCAAUUGUGCAAAAGCAAGAAGCAAUGCAAAAUAUGAUGACAAUGCAUUUCAACACUUUAGCAAAAGGACAACAACAAGCAUCGAUAGAAAUAGUUCAGCAAUAACAUAUAUGGUGCAAAUUAAUUUGCCUUUGAUUGAUGUUUUAAAGGGAAUCCCAAAGUAUGCUAAAUUCGUCAAGGAUAUUGUGGCCAAUAAGAGCAAGUUAGCUGAAUUUGCAACAGUGGCACUCACUGAAGAGUGUAGUUCAAGAAUCUUAAACAAAAGUAAGCUUCUAGCUAAACUAAAAGAUCCAGUUAGUUUCACAGUACAGGUAACCUUUGGUAAAUAUAGUAAUGCCAGAGGUCUCUAUGAUCUAGGUGCUAGUAUUAACUUGAUUCCUAGAUCCAUGCUUAAGAAUUUAGACUUAGUAGAACUUAAAGCAACCACUAUUUUGCUACAGUUAGUUGAUCGUUCUGUAGAUAGACCUGACGAUUUUGAGCCUGACUUCGAUGUUCCUUUUAUCUUGGGACGCCCAUUCUUGGCAACAGAAGGGGAACUUAUUGAUGUAGCUGCAGGUAGAUUGACUAUGAGAGCACAUGACAAAGUGGAAGUGUUCGAUGUAUAUUAUGCACUGAAGUUACCUGGAAUCUAUGAAAAGCUGUCUGCUAUAACCAUAAUAGAUGAUGAAGUCUUAUCUCAAUUCACUGUAGCAAAUGAUCUGUUGGGAAAAGUUGUGAUGGGCUAA
Molecule: messenger RNA, 993 nt
Organism: Solanum dulcamara
Lineage: Eukaryota; Viridiplantae; Streptophyta; Magnoliopsida; Solanales; Solanaceae
Exons: 5
Coding region: 1-993 (330 amino acids)
Source: RefSeq, a predicted model, not a curated record